AUGGGCGAACACGAACCCAUCGUAUCGCACGGCCGCGGAGGCCAAGGCAACAUCGGCGCCGACUCCACCCAAUACGUCGACGGCGGUAUAGUCCGUGAGGGCGCCUACGGAGACCAAGGCGAUGGCGCAUACUCCGCCGGCCGCGGCGGCGCAGGCAACAUCGGGUCUCCCCACGUACGUCCCACGGCAGGGACUCCUCACGAUGCGGAAAUCAUUCCCGAGCUGGCGAUCCGCAAUUCGACCGACGGGGAUUAUCACAUCGGUCGCGGCGGACAAGGAAAUGUCCAUCUCGACGAGGCGCAUAAGAAGAGGGAUGAGGAGAAGAAACAGCAGAAGGCGCUCGCGCAUGAUGGAUGGGCGGAUAGAUUGAAGUAUAAGCUUAUGGGGAAGAGAUGA
Messenger RNA from Aspergillus pseudonomiae, 396 nucleotides. Its product is annotated as DUF3602 domain-containing protein. The record is from RefSeq and is a predicted model, not a curated record. NCBI's taxonomy places the organism in Eukaryota, Fungi, Ascomycota, Eurotiomycetes, Eurotiales, Aspergillaceae. The transcript is spliced from 5 exons. Bases 1 to 396 code for a protein of 131 amino acids.